Molecule: messenger RNA, 271 nt
Organism: Linderina pennispora
Lineage: Eukaryota; Fungi; Kickxellomycota; Kickxellomycetes; Kickxellales; Kickxellaceae
Product: Prefoldin beta-like protein
Exons: 1
Coding region: 30-239 (69 amino acids)
Biological process (GO): protein folding
Cellular component (GO): cytoplasm; prefoldin complex
Molecular function (GO): protein folding chaperone
Source: RefSeq, a predicted model, not a curated record
UGGAGGAGCACAGUCUGGUGGUGAAGACCAUGACGCCGAUGUCGGGCGACCGCAAGUGCUUCCGGCUGAUCAACGGAGUGCUGGUGGAGCGCACAGUCAAGGAGGUGCUGCCAGCACUCAAGACCAACCAGGAGGGCAUCAAAAAGACGAUCGAGCAGCUGGCGCAGCAGUACAAGGCCACGGACAAGGAAUUCGUCGAGUACCGGCAGAAGCACCACAUCCGCAUUGCACAGCAGUGAAGGAGAAGAUUUUAUAAUAAAGCAUUUUUGAG